This is a messenger RNA of Morchella importuna, 2862 nucleotides long. RefSeq lists its product as uncharacterized. Gene Ontology annotation, molecular function: glutamate synthase activity; iron-sulfur cluster binding; oxidoreductase activity, acting on the CH-NH2 group of donors, NAD or NADP as acceptor. The transcript has 5 exons. The record is from RefSeq and is a predicted model, not a curated record. NCBI's taxonomy places the organism in Eukaryota, Fungi, Ascomycota, Pezizomycetes, Pezizales, Morchellaceae. The coding region runs from base 1 to 2862 and encodes 953 amino acids.
AUGAGAAAAUGCCAUUUGAAUACUUGUCCGGUUGGUAUUGCUACACAAGACCCAGAGUUGCGGAAGAAAUUCACAGGAACUCCUGAGCACGUCAUCAACUUCUUCUAUUAUGUUGCCAACGAGCUCCGGGCCAUCAUGGCGAGAUUAGGAUUCAGGACUAUCAACGAGAUGAUUGGUCAUUCCGAGAAACUAUACGUGCGCAAGGAUCUUAUGACUGAGAAGACCCAGAACAUUGAUUUGUCCUUGAUCCUGACUCCCGCUCACACUCUCCGUCCCAAUGUUGCAACUUACAACGUUCGAAAGCAAGACCACAGAUUGCAUGUGCGCCUCGACAACAAGUUGAUUGAUGAAUCAGAGUAUACCCUUGACAGGGGAGUUCCAACUCGCAUCGAGUCAGAUAUUGUCAACACUGAUCGUGCUCUUGGAGCGACGUUAUCAUACAGAAUCAGUAGGCUGAAGGGUGAAGCCGGUUUGGAACCAGAUUCGGUACAUGUCAACCUAAAGGGGUCUGCGGGUCAGUCAUUUGGCGCUUUCCUGGCCCCAGGAGUAACAUUGGAGCUUGAAGGGGACGCCAACGAUUAUGUUGGAAAGGGACUGUCUGGUGGCAGAGUCGUCAUCUACCCACCGAGAAACGCCUCAUACAAAGCAGAGGAGAACAUAAUCGUUGGAAACGUGUGCCUUUAUGGUGCCACUUCAGGUCAAGUGUUCUUCCGUGGUGUCGCCGCUGAACGUUUUGCCGUUAGAAACUCGGGUGCCACUGCUGUAGUUGAGGGUGUUGGUGAUCAUGGUUGUGAGUAUAUGACUGGAGGAAGGGUUCUUAUUUUGGGUGAAACCGGUCGCAACUUUGCUGCUGGUAUGUCAGGUGGUAUUGCCUAUGUUUUGGACAUGAAACAGGAUUUCCGCUCGAAGGUGAAUAUGGAGAUGGUUGAGCUCUCAGACAUCACCGAUCCCUAUGAAAUCUCUUACGUCCGCGGUCUUGUUGAGGAUCACUAUCAAUACACAGGCUCUGAGCUUGCGAAGAGGGUUCUUUUGGACUUUAGAAGAGCGCUUCCUCGAUUUGUUAGAGUCCUUCCUACUGAUUAUAAAAGAGUUCUUGAGGAGGAGGCCCUCAAAGCAGCAACGGCAAGAUCAUCUCACACGCCCUCUCUACUUCCUGGGAACCCAGCUCGUGAGCAGCAAGAAAAGUUACUGGCCAAGGCAAAGGCCAAAGAAGCGGAGGCUAAACACAAGCACGAAGCGCCUAUGACCGAUCUUGAAGACAGCAUAACAGACGCCAAAGCGGAGAAAAAGAAGUCUGCGCUCGUUCUUAACAAAACGAAGGGUUUUAUGCUAUAUGCUCGUCGUAGUGAGAAGUAUCGAAACCCGAAGACUCGAACCAAGGACUGGGCAGAACUCUCCAAACGUCUUGACGAGGAUGAACUCAAAUACCAGUCUGCUCGUUGUAUGGAUUGUGGUGUUCCUUUCUGUCAGAGCGAUACUGGUUGCCCUAUCUCAAAUAUUAUUCCAAAGUGGAACGAGCUUGUUUUCCAAAACCAGUGGAAGAAUGCGUUGUACAAGUUACUUCAAACAAAUAACUUCCCCGAAUUUACAGGGCGUGUUUGCCCCGCUCCUUGUGAGGGUGCUUGUGUCCUCGGAAUCAAUGAGGAUCCAGUCGGCAUCAAGAGUAUCGAGUGUGCAAUCAUCGAUCGUGGUUUCGAGAUGGGCUGGAUGGUCCCCACUCCUCCGAGCAUCCGUACUGGGAAGAAAGUUGCUAUCAUUGGAUCUGGACCUGCUGGUUUGGCUGCCGCUGAUCAACUCAAUAAGGCUGGCCAUUCCGUUACAGUCUAUGAACGUGCGGACCGCCUUGGUGGUUUGCUAAUGUAUGGAAUCCCAAACAUGAAGUUAGACAAGUCUAUCGUUCAGCGCAGAACCGAUUUCAUGGCAGCAGAAGGCAUCAAAUUCGUUACAGGUGUUCACGUCGGUCAAGAUAUCACAAUGGCCGAGAUUCAAUCAGGAAAUGAUGCCACUAUACUUGCUACUGGUGCCACGGUUCCUAGAGAUCUCCCUAUCCCAAAUCGCAAUCUAGAGGGUAUUCACUUUGCCAUGACUUUCCUACAUGCCAACACAAAGUCUCUACUUGAUAGUGAGCACAAAGACGGCGGGUAUAUCUCGGCGAAAGACAAGGAUGUCAUUGUCAUUGGUGGUGGUGAUACCGGAAACGAUUGCAUUGGUACCUCAGUUCGCCAUGGAGCCAAGUCUGUGGUCAAUUUCGAACUGCUUCCUCAGCCACCAAACGAAAGAGCCCGUGAUAAUCCAUGGCCCCAGUGGCCUAAGGUUUACAGGAUUGACUACGGUCACUCUGAGGUCAAGGCUCAAUAUGGAAAGGAUCCACGUGAGUACUGUGUCAUGAGCAAGGAGUUUGUUAGCGAUGGAAAGGGCCAUGUCAAGGGUAUCAAUACUGUCCGUGUUGAGUGGACUAGAAGCGCUCGAGGUGGUUGGGAUAUGAAGAAGGUCGAGGGCUCAGAGAAAUUCUUCCCAGCAGACCUUGUACUCCUGUCCAUGGGAUUCUUGGGGCCUGAAGAUCGGGCCUUGGGCGAUAUCGAAAGAGAUCCUAGGAAGAACGUCAAGACUCCCCCUGGAGGUUAUUCAACUUCGGAGGAAGGUCUCUUUGCAGCUGGAGAUUGCCGCAGAGGACAAAGUUUGAUCGUCUGGGGUAUCAAUGAGGGAAGGCAAUGUGCUCGUGAGGUCGACCAAUACCUCAUGGACUCUACACAACUUCCUGUCACCGGAGGGAUUGUACUUAGAAACCCGCACCCUGUAGAAAUCCUCGAGCGAGCGGAAACGGCAUCUCUACAAACCAUUGCAAUCGCUGCUGCUAGCUAA